GAAGAUAUUUCUAAAUGGGAUGUUUCUAAUGUAAAAAAAAUGAAUUAUGUAUUUGCUGCAUGUGAAAAAUUCAAUCAACCUAUUGGUAAUUGGGAUGUUUCUAAUGUUACUGAAAUGAUAGGUAUGUUUUCGGACGCUGAAUGUUUUAAUCAAUAUAUUGGUGAUUGGAAUGUUUCUAAUGUGACUAAUAUGAAAAAUAUGUUCUAUCAAGCGGAGGCUUUCAAUCAAGAUAUAUCUAAUUGGAAUGUUUCUAAUGUGAUAAAUAUGGAAUUGAUGUUAUUAGGUGUUUAG
Molecule: messenger RNA, 291 nt
Organism: Aureococcus anophagefferens
Lineage: Eukaryota; Pelagophyceae; Pelagomonadales; Pelagomonadaceae
Exons: 1
Source: RefSeq, a predicted model, not a curated record